Messenger RNA from Tyto alba (common barn owl), 3967 nucleotides. It is a transcript of the gene RNF25, whose product is annotated as ring finger protein 25. Bases 21 to 1541 code for a protein of 506 amino acids. Gene Ontology annotation, biological process: protein ubiquitination. Gene Ontology annotation, cellular component: nucleus. Lineage: Eukaryota; Metazoa; Chordata; Aves; Strigiformes; Tytonidae. The record is from RefSeq and is a predicted model, not a curated record. The transcript has 10 exons. Gene Ontology annotation, molecular function: protein binding; ubiquitin protein ligase activity.
CUUCCGGGGCGCUCGGGAAGAUGGCGGCGGCCGGUGAGGAGGCGGAGGAGACGGAUUGGGCGCUGCCGCCGGAGGUGGAGGUGCUGGAGUCCAUCUACCUGGAGGAGCUGCGGGUGGUGCGGGGCCGCGGCAGGUGGGAGCCCUGGGAGAUCAGCAUCACCCUGCACCCCGCCACGGCCCAGGACCAGGACUCCCAGUAUGUCUGCUUCACCCUGCUCCUCUCCGUGCCCCCCCAGUAUCCCAACAAAGCUCCGGAAAUCUCGAUCAGGAACCCGCGGGGGCUGUCAGAUGAGCAAAUUCAAAAGAUUUCCCAGACCCUCAGAAGUGUUGCUGAAUCCAGACUGGGGACAGAGGUGCUCUACGAACUGAUUGAGAAGGGGAAGGAGAUUCUCACUGACAACAACAUUCCUCACGGCCAGUGCGUGAUCUGCCUCUAUGGAUUCCAGGAGAGAGAAGUGUUCACAAAGACCCAGUGCUACCACUACUUCCACUCCCACUGCCUGGCCCGCUACGCCCAGCACAUGGAGGAAGAGAUCCUCAUGCAGCAGGAGGAGAGAGAGCAGCACCUGACGCCAUCCCCCAAACAGGAGGUCGGUGUGCAGUGCCCUGUCUGCCGGGAGACCCUGGUCUACGAUCUCAGCGCUCUGAAGGCAGCGCCACCCCCGCAGCACCCGCUGGAGCCGUACAGGCCGGAUGUCAAGACGCUGGAGCGCCAGGAAGAACUGCACUUAAUUUUCAAGAGACAGCAAGAGAAAGGGGGCAUCAUUGACCCUGAAGCAGAGAGGAACCGUUACUUCAUCAGCCUCCAGGCGCCUCCAGCUGCUGUCGAUCCAGGCCAAGCAGCUGCUGCCUCUGAGCUGCCGGUGAGUGCAAGCGCUGUGGACGUGCCCCAGCUGCCCAGCCAAGCCUCGGCUCCAGAGCCGGCCGGGGUGCCGGAGGCCCGGGCAGAACCACCCGGGCGGCCCGAGCGGCCUGCUGUGCCCAGAGAGCAACAGAGCAAGAGGGAGAGGCACAGAGGGGAGAGGCCAGGCCCCAGAGGCCAGGGCAGGCAGUCCUGCAGUGGUUUGCAGGAACCUGCAGAAGGAGCCUAUCAUCCGCUCCAUGGCUCCAGGGGGCCGAGGGGCUUCAGCCGGAGACCAGAACGGAGACCUGGUGGGAGGCACAGCCAGGAGUUUCCAAAGCCUCACAGCAAAAGCAAGGCUGCUACCUUGGCUGAAAGAAAGGAGGUGUGCCCUGAAGAUCCCUCGCCAGUAACAGAGGCAGUGGACUUGAAAGAGGAGCACCGGGACGUGCAGAGAUGGACCCCAGAGGAGGGGGCUGAGGCCCGGGGCAGGGAGAAGGAGAACCUGGUGUUCAACAGCAGUGACCACCGAGCAGCUCCCAGCUGGCAGGGCCACCCCAGGCCCUGGGAUUGCGGGAGGUGGGAGAGGUCCAGAGUCCAGGAACGUGGUUCCUACCCCAGAGCACCGAGAGGGCGAGGGGUGUUCAGGCCCAGUGGACGACGAGAAGCCCAUCUCCUUGAGAAGGAGAGUGGCUCCUAGCAGGAGUGGUGAGGGGCUGGGCUGGGGGAGGGAAGAGCUAUUUCUGGGGAGAACAGUGAAGGCUCUGGUGGAGCAGUAGCAAGUAGGCACCAUACCCCUUGGGAGGGAGGAGGCAGUUGGCAUGUGGCACAGCCUGGGACAGGCAGUGUGGAGUGAAGCAUCCUGGCAUGAGUGACUGGCUGUCACCAGCAUUGGAGAAGCUGAUUUCUGACGGAUCAUGUCAGCCUUGGUCUCAGAAGACCCAGGGGACAGAGGAGUCCUUGACCAGGAACCAGCAGCCAUCAUCCCUGUAUGUGAGCUGACAAGAAAUAUGCACACCUACAGAGCAAACGGACUGAGCCCCGCAUGGUGCCACAGCAGAACCAGAGUUGUGGCAGGACCUUCCCUGGAAGCCAGUGUCCCAGCAGAGCCGUGGUGGUGCCAAGUGAUGAGGCUGUACCCCAGCUUGCUGUGUCCCCCAUUCCUUCUCAGCAUGCCUUCUCACCUGCUGUCCCUGUCCCUUGGAGACGAUGCUUCUCUAGCCCUGACCGUUCAGCUGAUGGGUUCAGCCAGGCAAGUCCUUCAUACAACAGGACAUUUCCCAGUCCCAGCCAGAAGAGCUGAAUUAAGCUGAAGUCAGUGCAUUGGCAGGUCAGGGCUGGCUGCGGCUUUGGGUUGGCUCCUCCUCCCCCAGGUAGCCUGAACUUAGCUGGAGCUCCUGCCCUGUCCUUCAGCUGCUUUUGUGCAGGCAGAAGCUGUUGUGGACACCUGGGAAGAGCACGGUGUCAGCUGUAUGUGUUGAGAUCCCCCUGUGAGGCCAGGCUGUCUCUUGAAGCUUCCAACAGCCCAGAGUGAAGACAUGCCCCAAUACUUUGUAUACUCUUAUCCUCCUUUCAUCUUCAAGCUGACCUUGCUUCAAAGAAACAAGGAUUUGAUGUUUAAACUAAUUUGGUGCAGUUCCUUCUGCUGCUGCUUCACAGGUUUAAACAGUGUCCCACUCCAGAGCUGUAAUGGGUGAUCCCAAGUCUCUGAAGUGGGACACUGCUAUUAAAGUAAUUUGCUGGAUCUUUUCCAGAGCCUGCUCCCUUUGUUUUCUCUGCCCUCUCACUCUUGUUCUUUGCUGUUGGGAGCGAAGGUGUUGAUCCCUGGUAUUGCUCACUCCCCUCCCUGCUCCCUACACCUGGGGCCAGAGCAGAGAUCUUCCCCUCGUGCUCCUGGGUGGCAGGAGGGCUCCCCACUCCCUGCUUUGCCUGGCUCGGUGUAAGCUGUCUGGCUCACCCAGACAGUACUAAUUCCUUCACACUUGUUUGUGCCUUGUGCCCUUGCCUCUCUUUUGGCCACAUGUGGGUUGUUAUUGUCCUCCUCCUCCUGCUGAGCACAAAAAUGGCUGUGCCACGAUGGACUUGCCAGAUUCAGAAACCAAGGGCAGUGCGCCAGCUGGGAGGGCAUUCACGCUGCAUCUGCCUGGCUGAUCCUCUGGCACAUGAAGGGUGACCAAAAGCUCCCUCUUGAGUCUUCACAUUCUGCCCUGCUCUCUCCACACUUGGCCUUGUCCUGAAGGGGCUGGUUUAACCCGCUGCCGAAGAACCUUCUGUGUUUCAAUUUCUAACACUGGCUUAUUUUCAACCCUAAUACUCUAAAAGCAUUUGUUGGUAUUUUUUUUUUUUUUUUUUUCCUCCCUCCUUGGUCUGAGCCUACAGCCUAUCUGUCCUGGACUUGGGAAUCUGAGCACCAGACAUUGUGCCCUGCUGCGGACAAGGGCUGACCACUCGCUCCAUGAAGAGAGCCCGUUUUUCUUCAGUGCUCACUCUGUCCUUGUUCCAGCUGGUGCCUGGGUGCAUGGCCUGUCCACGCUUGGGUGAAAAAACUUUAUCUGACAUUGGUGCUUGUCCUGCUGCCUCCUGUGUUCACUUGCAAAAUUGCUGUGCUCCAAGAAAUGCAUUUGACCUCAUCCUGAAAGAAACUCUAAGAUUUCUGCCCCUUAUAGAAGCUGAAGCUCCUUGACUUCCUCCAGUAAGCCAGGCUUAUUCUCAUCAGGAAAGCUGCUGUGCCUGGUGUUUGGAGCAUGGGAGUCCAGCCACGGAAAUCAGAGUGAGCAAGGACUCGGGUAACUUCAAUCAAAUGCCAGAUGUGUUAGAGGGGAGGGUUUUUUUCCUGGGAGUAGGGAUUUAGGAAGGGCCCUCACCUUUCUCACUCACUGCUGUCAGCCAGGAGCAGAGGACACUUUGCAACAGUGGGUGGAAAUUAAUUUGGGCUAAACAAAACAAACCUCUGGGUCAGAGGGGAGGAAUGGAGCUUACACCCUGCCCUGAGGCUCCUUGCUUGGUGUCUCCCUGUGUCACCCACCUACCUCACAGGGCUGUUGUGAGGCUUAACUGGCAAAAGCACUUGGGCUGAAGGGCACCAGGGGAGUCUGUAGCAUUAACACUAUUAAAAGCAAGCAGAGA